Messenger RNA from Brassica rapa (field mustard), 1910 nucleotides. RefSeq names its product tropinone reductase homolog At2g30670. NCBI's taxonomy places the organism in Eukaryota, Viridiplantae, Streptophyta, Magnoliopsida, Brassicales, Brassicaceae. The record is from RefSeq and is a predicted model, not a curated record. Gene Ontology annotation, molecular function: oxidoreductase activity.
AAUGGUACCAAUAAUGUGGUAAACAUGAAAAUUCUCCUAAAUAAGAUUUCUUACUCAUAUAGUUUUAUAAUCAUUUGUAUCUUAUUAUAACAAAAAAAAUUAAACCAUUGAUCACAAAUGUUUAUGUGAGACUUUUAACUGUUUUAGUAAUUUAUACUCGUUUUAACAAAUUCAAAAUACAACAUAUACGAAACGAUCUAAAUUUUAUUAUAUGGUUAAUGUAACUGUGUAAUUUAUUUUAUUAAUGAAGAAUUAAAUAAAAAUGAUAUAGGAUAUACAAAUUGUUAGCAAAACUUUAUUAUUCAAAAUCAUUAAUUUCCAUAUAUAUUUUAAUCACAUUAGUUAAUUUUGUACAUUUUAUUUAAGGAAAGGAUGAAGAAUAACUUUUUAAAUUAAUAAUUAAUUUUAUGGUUAGAUUAAUGAAAACUAUAGUUUAUAUUUAGAUGUGCCAACUUAUUUUUUCUAAAGAUUGUAAAAAAAAAAUUAUUCUUGUUAUAACAUGUGUCAUGCCUCAAAUGUUGUAAUAUGCUUAUCUUUUAUAAGGCAUGUUAUGACAUAGGCUUUAUGGUUUGUUAAGCCGACUUCCAAAAUUCAACCUUCAUUAAAAUAUAUGUUAUGAAAAAAAAUCGCAUGUCCAGUAACAUUUGAAUGAAAUAUAAAAACAAAAAUAUUAAAAUAUAUUUUUCAUUUUUAUUUACUUAGAAAUCCAGUUGCCAUUUCCAUUAUUCUCCAACUUUCUUACAUGUAUUUAACAGAUUUUUAUUUUAAACGAUACGUAUUGUUUCCACUCUCCGAAACGUCAUUAGCUACAUAAGUUAGAUAUACUUCCCCUAUAUAUAUGUAUAUUAUGAAGCAUCAAUGGUCAUUCCUACUCAUAGCCAAACAAAAGAUGGAUAAAAGAUGGAGUCUUGAAGGUAUGACUGCUCUUGUAACCGGUGGAGCCAGCGGAAUCGGGCAUGCCAUAGUAGAGGAGCUAGCCAGUUUUAGAGCUAGAAUCCAUGUGUGCGACAUAUCUGAAACACUGCUCAAUCAGAGUUUAAGCGAAUGGGAAAAGAAAGGGUUUCAAGUGAGUGGUUCAACAUGUGAUGUAUCCUCUCGUCCUGAGAGAGAAAUACUUAUGCAAACCAUCUCAGGGAUAUUUGAUGGCAAGCUGAAUAUACUUGUGAACAACGUUGGCGUGGUUCACACUAAGCCAACAACUGAAUAUGAGGCAGAUGAUUUCUCGUUCCAUAUAUCAACAAACUUAGAAUCUGCUUAUCAUCUUAGCCAGCUUUCACAUCCUCUCCUGAAGGCUUCUGGAAUUGGAAGCAUUGUCAUGAUUUCCUCUGUUGGAGGGGUUGUAUCAAUGUGCUGUGGAUCUAUCUAUAGUCUAGCGAAAGGAGCUUUGAAUCAACUAGCAAAAAAUUUGGCGUGUGAAUGGGCAAGAGAUGGCAUAAGAACCAACUCUGUUGCUCCUAAUUUUGUCAACAAAACUACUAUGGCUAAACCUUUUUUCAAAGACACCGGUUACGAGAAGAGUUUGUUAAACAGAACUCCACUUGGUCGGGCUGGAGAGCCAAACGAGGUUGCAUCACUUGUGGCUUUCCUGUGUCUACCUGCAGCUUCAUAUAUUACUGGUCAGACCAUUUGUGUUGAUGGAGGUCUCACUGUCAAUGGUUUCUCCUAUCAGCCAAACGCAUGAGCUGGGACUUGUGUGUGUUGGUGAUGCAGUACAAGUAUAUUUCAAAUUGGUGGUGGGUUUUGCUUAAGCCUUCCCUUUCUAUCAUUAAUAAAAACCAAAAAUAAGAAAAUCUAGAAUUCCAUUACUGUUGACACUCUUUGAGAAUUCAAUAGAUUUGUGAUGGUUGGUUAACCGUCUCCUCUGAAAUCAAUGUUAUCAAUAUCUUCCCUCUAUUAUUUGGUGUUUUGAA